AAUGUAUAGUUUUGAGUGUUAGAAAACAGAACUUCCAGUACGGAAUAUUGGGCAUCCUUUUGAUUUGGACUCAAACUCAUACACUUGUAAUUCAGAUACUUCAAGUUGAACUGUUGAAGUCAUUAUACAGUGAAUAUUCUUCCUUUUGUUUGUCCAGAGUUUUUAUAUGAUGGAAAAAAGCCCGUCCUAACUUAACUUUUCUUCUCUCUCUAGCCUUUUUAUGAUUAUCACAGUCUUGCAGAUCAAAGGAUUCUUUAUUAAUUCUUGGCAGUAGUUUGAGAACUUGCAUACGUAAAGUCUUGAUGUCAUCGCAACGAAGCUUAAUUUUUUACAUCAGCUGGUUUCUUUCAGUUUAUUGGCUCCCAUGCGGAGUCUUGACCACUCUGGAAGUUUCAAAGGAAGAAUGAUCUUUUCCUAAGAGAUUUUAUAUAAAGCAUUCUGAAGAAAAGCUCUGUCUCGAAAUAGGAUUGGUUGUUUAGAAAUGGGGGAAAAAAAAUGAGAAUGUAAUGGUGGGUCAAAGAAUGAUGUUUCUUUUCAGUGUUUUCUGAAGCUUCAGGUAUGGUUUUCUGGUUUUGAUAAUAGGGUUCUUGCCUCCUGGGUUUGGUUGAAGAGAAAUGGGUGGGGAAGAGAAAUAAUAUAAUAAUCCCCUCUCUGUUCAGAUUUUUUUGUAUUCUUAACCCGUUGAAAUAGGAGGGAAAGUGCCAUGUGGUGAGCUCAGAUGUGUGCACAUGGCUUCUCUCAUUUCCAAGCUUUGAGACUGUAAAUCAAUACAGGGAAAACAGGGGUUUCGUGGGUUUCAAGAGAAUCAGUUGCAGUAGGAUGACCACCUGAUUUGUGUGUUUAGGAAUUGAAAAAGAAAAAAAAAACCCAGUUUAAUAUGUAGGAAGCAAUUGGGGCAUUGGGAAUUGGUGAGGAGACUGUGAUGAGAGAAACAACCCAGAAUUUUAGUCCUAUUUUGCAGAGUCCAUUCAUGUAAGCCAAAAACAUAAUUUUUCUUUAUAUUCAACUUGCUUCCUCUUUGCAAACCACUUCAGUUAUUACCUCCCCGUGUCCUUAAGCAGAAUACAGGCAAAAUUGGCAAACUGGUUUCCUUCUUCUUGCCUUUUUGGUACUACUAUUUAUUUGAACUAGUGAUCAUAUAUUUGUCCUGCAAAAACCUCUUUCCUAUUCUGGGUAUGUUUCGUUUUUAUCUAUGAAAGUCUUUCCUUCUUUUGGGUAUGUGUCCAUUUUAUUCAUGCCCAAGAAAUCAGUAGAAAAAUGGAAGUUUGAGACUGCCAAGCUCUUAUUGCUUCUGCAUAUGCCCUUCAUUCUUACUUACAGUUUAUACUGAAAAUCUGGCUCAAAUUUAUCAAUACAUCAAUAUAUGCUUUUGUAGAACAAAUUUACUGUUUUCCCUGUGCUUCUGUUUUCUUGGAUCUCACUUGCUGAUCUUCCAAGCAAGGAGCAGGAAACCUAGCUAUUUUUCCCUUGUAUAGUUCAUUUUGUCAGGUUAGGUUACUGGUAACAGCCUUUUUCUAGUCCAUGGAGUUGGAAAACACAGUUGAGGAUCAGAUGGCUAAUUCUUUGUUUCUCCUGAUCAACAAGCCACUGUCAUGGAUAGUUGUUCUUGCUCCACUGAUCACAUUUGCUACUUUUUUUAUCUUCGGGUCCUUAUCCUUCCUCUUCACGUCUACAGUCUUGAUCUUGUCAACCGUUCUGUUCAUAAUUUCUAAGAGAAGACCGAAGUUGGUGGAGAAAUCAGUCGAAGAGAUUCACAAAUCUGUUCAGGAAAGCUCACUUCAAGUAGAAGAUGUUUUGGCAUCAAAACGACAGCAUGAAAGUGAAAUUUAUACACAACAAAUGCAAGCCUCGGUAGGGGAAGAUGGUGCAUGUCAGAUUCAUCAUGACUACUUAGUCAGAUCGCUGGAUGUCCUAUCUGAAAAUGAGUGCCUUGAUCAGUUAUCAACCACUGAGGAUUCUGAAGUGGAGUGGCCGUUUCGAGACAACAUGGAUCAAAGCCCAGAUUACACCGAUGAUGGAUCGAUAACUGAUGAGGAUAGCCUGAUUGAAAUCUCCCUUCCUGAAGGACAUUACGUUAGUCACAAGGAAGACGAGCCUAAUAAGUAUAGUAUGCAUCCGAAACUGCCAGAUUUCAUACCUGAAUCCAUUUUCCAGCAACAGAAUCUAAUGGAGCUUUUAGCAGAGUUCAAUGACAUGAAUGAGGAGGACAACCUGAUUGAGAUUGACAUAUCCAUGGGCUCUAUCAAGUGUUCAAGGUUUGAGAUUGAAGCUUAAGAUCAUGAUUUUUUUGCAUUUUUAUUACUUCAAGUGUUUUUAAGUUUUUUUGAUCCGUCUGGAAUUGGUGUAACUUCUACAAAUUUAGAAAUCUAAUAUUCCAGCAAUAUUCUA
Messenger RNA from Durio zibethinus, 2388 nucleotides. RefSeq lists its product as uncharacterized. NCBI's taxonomy places the organism in Eukaryota, Viridiplantae, Streptophyta, Magnoliopsida, Malvales, Malvaceae. The record is from RefSeq and is a predicted model, not a curated record.